AUGGCCUACAUGCGUGGCCGGGGCACGCGAGAUAACCCUCUCGACAUAGAUGGCGUACAGACAAUAGACAUUCCCACCCCCGAAUAUUCUGAGCCUAGGCCAUUUAGACGGCCUCGCAGUCCUAUUCCCCUCAGCGUUGCCAUUGUCAAUGUUGACUCGGAUGACGAUGACGUUGUAGAAGCUUUCUCUGCGAACGGCUGGAUCGAGGCACGAAACAAGGCUGAACAGCGUCUACGAGCUCCAGACACCGCACCGGGAAGCCGUCUUCCAGAAGGGCAGGACGUGUCAAGGAGGAAUCCUUCUAGUAUCACAUCCCACCCUGCAAUCAAUACGAGCGAUGAUGGACCCCCAGUCUCGCAGGUCCCACGUUCAUCAGCAAUCAAAUAUCAUGGAACGCAGUCUCAGAACUCGCCAACCAACCUGGUUGCUCAAGGUGCCGGGAGCACAAAUGGCAAGGAGCCAUCAACAUCGAACAUUCCUAAAGACCUUGCGGCGGCCCCACCACCACCAAGCCCUUACUUUGGUGUGGGAAGAAGGCAGCUCAGCAAUGGAUUGUGCAACACUACGCCAACCUGGGAAGACUCUGGACAAAGUUCGCGUUCUCGGAGUGCUACCAUGAUCAACGAAAGACAGCGGGCCAGGAAAACGGUGACUCCACGAGACGAGAGAUGGUCAAAACCACGGCGUUUGAAAAACAAAAUUGCAUUCUCCUUAGGGGCAUCCCCUCAGACAUCAGCAAAGGAAGCAACUCCUGAUAUUCCAAAUCGUGUCGAACCAAAGGCACAGUCUCCACCACAACCUUUCGCUUCAACAACGUCACCUUCUAUCACAGCAGAACCUAGCGGACUCAAUGAUACCACAGCUCCAGUAACCAUGAAAAGUGCAGCUGAACAGCCACUUGCAAUGCCUAACCAGGGUGAUGGAAAUCAACCUUCAUGCCAGGAUUCGCCUGUGCCAAGAUUGAUGAUUCCCACGGAUGAUAUCGAACGAGCGCGCUUAGCGGUGAAGAAGUGUCUUCAGCGUCAUCUGCAGACGCGCUUUGAAGCUCACGCAUAUAUGACCUCGUCGGUACUGUGGCGCCAAAGGACGUGUCAAGAGGCGGAAAGCCACACCCAGCGCACUCAUCUAAGAAAGCCCACUCAAAUGGGCAACCACAUGCAGCAUGUUUCCCCUUUCAAAGAUAUGCCAGUGGUACAGAUUCGUCAUGACAAAAGCCCAAACACUGCAAAGGGCAGAUUGAUCACGCAGGACACCUUCACCAAAGCUAAGCCAAAUACAGCUGUGAUUUCAUCUUGGACAUGCCCUCCGACAAUCUAUACAUUCAAUGCAACUAUUGUGCCACCUUUCAAAGAAUACAUUAGUUUGAACACCAAUCUACUUGCGGACAACGAGUCCAAGCUACUCGCCACUCCACUGAUUCCAGAUGAAACAGACGAGAGCCGUGGCAAGCUCGUAGAACAACUUCCUAUUCACUACGAGAUGAAGCACGAUGCGAAAGGACCUCUAGAUCUGCGAAAUGAGCAAUGCCGAUUUUACAAACGAAGUAUUGAAGGUUUCCUCGAAGAAGUUGGCAUGACCUGGGCACCGAUCGUGUAUUGGCUACUGGCGCCAGAUCAAACUGUCGAGCAGAUUAACGGGAGUGUAGCCGGCUGUCGAGAAUUUGAGACAUUCGUGCUUGAUAGAUGUCGUUACAGCAUCGAAGAGUUUGAGAGAGAUGGGGAGAUGAAGAUCUCUAUCCUGUUCGACCGAUCAAGCAAGAAAUGCUGCGAUUUCUUCUCCAAGUUGAGCACAAUAACAGCGGAGGAGAUGAGGAUUUCCGCAGUCAUUGCUGAAGCAGUAUUGGAGGAAUGCAGCUUCAGCCUUUGGUACAUGGCCAAACAGUCGGACCUCUUCCAGGAAUACGUACAAAAGAAAACCGAGGGCGCGCAAUCUGAACAAAGGCUGUCCUAUAGGCAAGCCGUUUGUCGAGUUUGCCACCAACACAACUGUUUCUUCCACGGCGAAAUUCGCGAAGUGCCUGACGAUGACUUUGACCUUGAUUUGAGUGAGCACAGCAGUCAAAGUGACAACGAGGCCGAAGAUGAACCGAGCAAAGACCAAGAUCGUCGAAACGUUCUCAGCCCCGAACAGAAUGAGUCCUCGCCGUCCGACGAUUCUGAUGUUGACUCACGCGUGCCUGCUCAUUGGGACAGUGACUCUGACCUCGAACGAGUCAUCAGCUAUAGAGUUCCAAUGAACUCCGAAGCUCAAAAAUAUAUACCAAAAGAAGUUUCUGAUUCGAUCAAGCGCCGCAAACCACCAGAGGGGAAUUUUAGAGCGGAGUGGUGGCAAAAUAACUACUCGACCUUGAAGUGGGACAGAAGGAAACCAUUUUAUCCAUGUAAACACCCUGGGACAAGUUGCGACCAGGCACAGUGCCGGUGUUAUCGGGAAGUAAUCACGUGUGAGAAGAGUUGCGAAUGCUCGCCUUCAUGUAAUCGAAGGUUUCCUGGCUGUAAUUGCGCACAUGGCUACGGGAAGAUCUGUGCAGACAUGCGCAAAUGCCUAUGCGUCAAGUUUGAGAGAGAAUGCGAUGCGGAUCUCUGUGGAACGUGUGGCGCAACAGAGAUUCUCGAUCCUGUCAAUAGGUACAGUGACGACGUGCUCCGUGACAGAUGCUCGAAUGUCGCGCUGCAAAGAGGUAUACCACGCAAGACACUGCUCGGUCAAUCAACAGUUCACGGCUUUGGCUUGUAUGCAGGCGAAGACAUCAAGAAGGAUGAUUUCAUUGGCGAAUACAAGGGCGAAGUCAUCUCCGUACAAGAGUCUAAUCGUCGGUCGACCAUUUACGGUUAUCAACAGACCAUGUACCUGUUUGGGCUCAACAAGAAUAUAGACGCCACCUACAUGGGUAACAAGCUGCGUUUCAUCAACAACGCAGACAAAAAGUACACCAAUUGCUCGCCAAAGAACCUGCUCUGUAAUCAGGUGUAUCGUAUAGGCCUGUUUGCCAGUACCAACAUUCCAGCGGGCACCGAGCUUUUCUUCAAUUACAAUUACCCAAAGGACCUGACGGCAACAUUCAAACAGCCAAAACAGGCUCAAGGCUCUGUGGUUGCCGUCAAAAAUGCCGUCGUCCCACGGAAACCGAGGGGCAAAGCUCGAGCGUCACACACGGGCAAAACGUCCAGUUCAGCAGUGCCCGGCGAGCCAAGCACUGUAAAGACCAGAGUCGUAAGUGCCAAGGUGAUAGCAGGUCUACAAAAAGCCAGACAAGCAAAAGCGUUGAAGACAGCGGCAAGGUUGGCGGAAUCGCAGGGCGUGCAAGUCGCAACCGCCACCACGCUGCCUAACCGCGGCGGACCACAACGAGCACGGAAAUCCGUCCAAGGCCAUCAUACUCUCCCCGCUGGUUCGACACGCGUGUCAGAGGUACGUAGUGGACAGUCAUCACGCGGGCGCAGCAGCCGCGACUCAAGCGACAGCGACACAUGCGAAGGUGCAGACUCGCGACAAACCGACGAAGUGGAUGAUGAUGAAGAGGAAGAGGGCGACUACUUCCCCCCCGACACCCAAGGCACGCAGGAAUCCACAAACAGGUAUGACGCCCUCUUUACUAGUCGCAGCACCGGCGUGGUCGAGGAGUCAGACGAUGAUAGUGUGACCCCGCAGGGACCUAGACGGUCGCGCAAUAUUGCACCUGUUUUGGCGGUUCGCAAGCGGAGGAAGAAGAUGAGUGGGGUGAGAUUGGAGGCUGGGAGAUUGAAGAGGAGGAGAUCUGUGGUUGCGAAUAGCGGGGAUGCUUACCAUUCGAGCUUGCGACCAGACCAGCGUCACAAGCAUCAAGAGUCUAGCAUCCUGUUUACAUGCCCCACUGCUUCCCUCCUCCUCACACGCCCACCCUCUCCCCCGCCCCGUGCUAUCCUCUGCUCUGCCCCAGCACCCGUCCAGUUUCCUUCCCACCCCCGGCCUCGGACCAUGAGCACAAAGAUGAUCAGUCCCGGAGGCCAGACACACGAGUCCUACCUUGCUGCCACGGGGAUGGAGUAG
Molecule: messenger RNA, 4029 nt
Organism: Plenodomus lingam JN3
Lineage: Eukaryota; Fungi; Ascomycota; Dothideomycetes; Pleosporales; Leptosphaeriaceae
Source: RefSeq, a predicted model, not a curated record